Molecule: messenger RNA, 1674 nt
Organism: Pogoniulus pusillus (Red-fronted tinkerbird)
Lineage: Eukaryota; Metazoa; Chordata; Aves; Piciformes; Lybiidae
Gene: MRPS31
Product: mitochondrial ribosomal protein S31
Exons: 7
Coding region: 1-1140 (379 amino acids)
Cellular component (GO): mitochondrial small ribosomal subunit
Molecular function (GO): structural constituent of ribosome
Source: RefSeq, a predicted model, not a curated record
AUGUGGAGCCGUAUCCGUGGCUGGGGCGGCGCGGCUAGGGGUUCGCGGCGCCUUGCCGCACAGCUCCUCGUAGGACCGGCGAGCGGCUGGGAGGCGGCGGGGACAUUGCAGCUGAAGGGGAGGAUUCACAGCAAAAUACUGAAACUCUUCAGCACAAGCAGUGUGCUUUCUGCUGAGAAGAAUGAGUCUACUGCUUCCAAAACCAGCAAAAAUGAAGUGGCAUCAGAGAGUAAGGAAGGUAAAGUAGAAACACCAAAGCAGAAGUUGUUAGACCUUAUUGGUGGUAUGAAAGUAGAAAUGAGCUACAGCAAGAAACUUCAACAGUUAAAAACACAUGACAUCAAAGAGCAAGCCACAGACAACCUGAAAGGCCUGGACAGUGAAGGGGCUGUGCCUCAGAGAUCUACAGAAGGCAUCCAGCGAGGCAAGCCUUUAAAUCCAGAAUUGGUGGAGGCUGCUUCUGCAGUUGCAUCUUCCCUACCACUCAACAAGAAACAAACAGAAUCAGAAUUACUUGCACAAUUAAGACGACAUGAAGAAAUCACAGAUAAACAGAAAAAGGGGACAACUAUUGACUUACGCAACGUUCUUUCUGAAAUGGCAAUUAAAAGGCAGUCCCCAGCUCAGAGAGGUGUGAGGAUAUCAAAUCGCAUUUCCUUGGAUUUGGAUGAGGAUAUUCAAAACAAGUCUGGAAUACCAUCUUUUAUCUCUAAAAGAAGUCUCAAAGUAGGAAGGAGGCUUAAUAUAUUCACUAAGGCUUCUACAGAAAAAGCACUGGAAACAGUAUCUCCACCAACAAUUUGGGAUCUGGAAUUUGCAAAGGAGAUUGCAGCAGUAACGGCGCAGCCUCCCCGAAACGGUUUUGAGGAGAUGAUACAGUGGACAAAAGAAGGAAUACUGUGGGAGUUCCCAAUUGACAAUGAAGCUGGGAUGGAGGAGGAUGCUGAAUUUCAUGAACAUAUCUUUCUGGACAAACACCUUAAAAACUUCCCCAAGCAAGGACCUAUUCGCCACUUCAUGGAACUAGUAAUCUGUGGGCUUUCAAAAAACCCAUACCUGAGUGUUAAACAGAAGAUUGAACAUAUUGAGUGGUUUCGGAAUUAUUUUGAGGAAAAGAAGGAAUUUCUUCAAGAGAUUUGAGACUUGGGAAAGCGCUUAACCUUGAAAUGAAACAUUAUUGUGUCAAAAUUGAUGGUUUGUUCUAAUGGAGAUACUAUCAGUGUAUCAUGUGACCUGGAAGUUGUUUUUUAAAGAGUAAACUGAAAGGUCAUAAUUCCAUCUGUGUGUAUCUAUGUAUAUGUAGAUGUUUUAUGACAACAAAAGAAGAAAGUGACAAGUCAUGCUUGGAGUGUGCAUUUAAAACUUAGCUUAUCAGAAUUGUUGUCUUAAUUUGACACUGACCUACAAAAUGCUAGCUCUAAUUCCACUUCCUACACUCUUCACACCUGGUGUGUGUCUUGCCAGGUUUGAUCAUCUUUCCCCUUCUGGAAAAGUUACAGUGCUUUAUUUUUUUCAAAAUCUCCUGAUACAGCUCUAAUACUGAAAAACUGCUAGUAAAAUAACUUUUUGCUAAUUCACUAAAUCUACUCCUGUUUGGAUGGUAUUAAUCCUUCCUGUCCUUCUUUCAUUGAUUAUCUUUUAUUAGUUCAUUAAAAAAAAUUUAGUAAUGACCAA